AUGGCUGAUUCACACACAGAUCAGGGCUAUCAGCUGGGCGUGGACGUCGGUGGUACAUUCACUGAUGUUUACGUCCUCACCCCACAUGGGAAGACCGUUCGAGCCAAAGUCCCGACCACCAUCCCGGAUCAAAGCAUUGGAAUUCGGAACGGUAUCACAAAAGCCCGAAAGAUACUUUACGAUGAGACGGGCUGGUUAGGUGCCUUCCAAUUUAUCCACCAUGGUACAACCACCGCGACAAAUGCCGUCCUGGAAGGAAAGGGCGCCCGCACUGCGCUCGUCGUGACCGCGGGGCAUAAGGACAUCCUGGCGCUGCGUCGCUCGCAAAUCCCAGGUGGCUUGGGGGCUUGGCUUCACUGGACGCCACCGGAACCUAUUGUUCCUCUCGAGCGAGUCGUUCAGUGCAAAGAACGCAUGUCAGUUCACGGUGAGCAGGUCACUCCCGUGGAUAUCGACGAUCUGCGAAAUGGGCUGCGUGAAUUGGCAAAACAGAAACCAGAAGCGGUUGCCAUUUCGCUGUUGAACUCGCACAGUAGCCAUGAUCAUGAGCGAGUGGUCAGUCAAGUCGUGCGCGAAGAGCUGGGCUCAGAUGUCGCCAUCAUUUGCUCGGCAGAUGUUCUGCGUGAAGUGGGUGAGUAUGAGCGGACGGUGACAACUUGCACCAAUACUCUUGUGAAGCCUGUCGUGCAAACGUAUCUCCGGAAUUUAUCAGAGACCCUUGCUGCAGAGAGCGAGACCAUCCGAGUUUUGAAGAGUGACGGCGGCUUAACUAGCCUCAAUCUUGCCUCUGAGCUGCCAGUGAACAUUUUGAUGUCGGGCCCUGCCGGUGGUGUCAAGGGAGUGGCAGAUGUGGUUGCUCGAAACACUCCGUACAAGAAUCUCAUUACUCUGGAUAUGGGUGGAACGUCCACAGAUUGUGCGCUGAUCUACAAUGGCCAGCCCCAGCUGCGACGAGAGACUGUGGUCGGGAAUCUGUCCGUUCGCGCUCCAGCCGUGGAUAUCAAGACGGUUGGUGCAGGAGGCGGUUCCAUCGCCACGUACAUGGAGUUAACAGAGACUCUGCGGGUUGGACCCGAGAGCGCUGGUGCAGUUCCAGGGCCCGCAUGUUAUGGGAAAGGGGGACACCAGGCGACAGUGACCGAUGCAAAUUUGGUCCUGGGUUAUUUGCCAAAGACGCUCCUUGGAGGUGCUUUUGCACUGGAUGUGAAUGCAUCCAUCUCCGCCGUGGAGGAAAUCGCGUCACAAAUGAAGCUCCCUGUCACCCAGACGGCCGAAGAUAUCAUUACCAUCAUUAACGAGAUCAUGUAUGGGGCUUUGCGUCUGGUGUCCGUGGAACAAGGAUACGAUCCUCGCGAGUUUGCCCUUGUGGCCUUUGGAGGGGCCGGUCCUUUACAUGCCAACGCGGUGGGACAGCUCCUUGGGGCGUGGCCGGUCAUUAUCCCUCCCUCGCCUGGUAUUCUCUGUGCGCAAGGUGAUGUGACCACCAAACUUCGCCACGAACAAUCGGCUACCUUCAUCUAUCUAGUUCCUGAGACCACUGCCAGUGAAGUCCGUGUGAAAUAUGAAGCGCUUGAAGAGCAAUGCCGAGAGACUCUGCAGAAAUCAUCUGGUGAACAUUGGCCGGUCACCUGGAAGGCCGCCUAUCAGGCGGAUCUUCGGUACAAGGGACAAGCUCUCACGAUUACGGUCGAUCUGACGGCCGAUGACUUGGCCGCGGAUACAGCUGGAUGGCAUGAUGUCCUCCGACGAAAGUUUGAUCAACAGCACGAAAAGCUGUUUACUUACUGUUUGCCCGACUUUGACCUCGAGCUAAUGCGUCUCGGCGUGGUGCUUGAAGAUGCUUCACCGGUCACUGAUAUUCCGCGAGUUGCCAAAGCAACAACUAUUGAGCCACCCGUGGAGGCCAAGAUUGGAGAGCAAAAUAUUACCGUUCAAGGGAAAGAGCAACUGGCCACUCUGUGGGACCGCCAGAAGAUCAGCACUGAGGGCACUCGGGUUAUGGGCCCAUGCAUCUUUUCCGAGAUGGAUAGCAACACUCUCAUUCUACCGGGAUACUAUGGCGAGAUUGACGGCAUCGGAAACAUCUUGAUCAACCCGCAGAACAGGGAAGCGGCUGAUGUCACUACUCAUACGGCUGAAUCAGCCCACAAGCUGGUCAAAUCCAGUCCUUUAAUCCCCACCUUGAUAUCUUCUACUCUUGGCUCUAUCCGAGGUGAGAUGGACCAAAUGAUGCUACGUUGCAGCAUGUCGCCGGCGAUCCGGGAACAGCAGGACGAAUUCAAUGUCAUCACCGACGCCAAUGGAAGGAUGUUGGUUGGACAGUUCGGCAGCUUCAUCACUGAGUUCCUCAAAGUAUGGACAGGCACCAUUGAGGAGGGCGAUGUGUUUAUCACCAACGAUACCUACCAGGUGGAGGGGGCCAUCAGCCAUCUCAACGACGUGAUCGUCUUUCUACCCAUCUUCCACGAGCAUCGUCUUAUUGGGUAUGCUUCUCAAUUUGGACAUUUGACCGACGUCGGCGGUAUCGUUCCAGGUAGUAUGUCGAUCAAUGCCACCUCGGUGUUUGACGACGGUGUUCAGAUUCCUUGCAUCAAGCUGUACGCAAAGGGAGCCAUGAACUCGGACCUGGUCGAGCUUCUCUGCCGUAACUCUCGACAGCCGGCAUGGUAUCGCUCUGAUCUGACUGCGAUCGUUGCUGCAUGCUCCAUGGCUGCGACCCGAGUGCGCGAGCUGGUCAACCGCUUCGGCCAAGAAGUGUACCUGGCUUCUUGUGACGAGCUGCUCUACCGAAAUCGCACUGGUCUAUCAAAAAUCGUGGAGAGGCAAUUCGAUACCAAGGAAAGCAAAUUCACAGACUUUGUGGAUGAUGAUGGCCAUGGAGUAGGCCCUUGGGCACUCAGUUGCUCCAUGAAGAAGGUGGAUGGCAAUCGCCUGAAAUUUGAUUGGAGUGGUACAUCCCCACAGAGUCAACACAGCAUCAACUUCUACUUGUCAGAGACCAUGUUCAAGAUGUUUAUCGGAUACUAUCUCAUUGCGGCGGCCGCCCCCGGCACAGUCAUUAAUGAUGGAUCCCAUGAUCUGAUUGAUGUGCAUAUCCCCAAGGGAAGUGUCCUCAAGCCUGUUCGCCCUGCGCCGAUCUCAUGCCGUACGCAUCUUCUCGGCCGCACCUUGGAUAUCGUGCAGGCUCUCAUCGGUCAGAAGGACGACGCAUACCAAGCAGCAGCUGGAUUCAGCGACUCGCCGCACUUCUUCUAUUCUGGGUUCAAGCCCAACGGAGAGUGGUAUCAGCUUUACCAAAUUGGCUUUGGGGGUGUUCCGGCGCGUCAAGCAGGUGAUGGCCCCGAUUGUCACUGUCUCUUCCCGGCCAUCAAAUCCAUUCCGACUGAAAGCAUAGAACUAAAUUACCCACUACGCAUCGAGGCGAAUGAAAGUGUUGCUGACAGUGGCGGUCCUGGAUAUUACCGUGGGGGCAACGCGCAACGCACACUCUACAGGUUCCUGGCUCGAGGAGAAUUCAGCAUCCACGACGACCGCUGGUUCACCAAGCCGUGGGGACUGAAGGGAGGCAAACCUGGCCAGCGAUCUCGAAAGGUGCUCUAUCGAUACUCCAAAUCAAAGGAAGCCCCACCAGCGGAAAUUCUACCAUCAAAGUGUGAUCAUGUCUGCGUGGAACCCGAUGACCUUUUAGAGUGGGUGACAUGGGGUGGUGGUGGUCUGGGCGAUCCGUUGAGUCGUCCGGCCGAGAAGGUUGCCCUCGAAGUUCACCGCAAGCUCGUCACAGUGGACGGAGCCCGUGUUGGAUACGGGGUGGUCGUCAGCGAGGACUUCACAGUGGAUCAGGCCGAGACUGAGAAACUGAGGGCAGAGACGCGUCUUGAGCGCACUUCGCUUGGAGAGCUUUCCAUCUACGAUAGGGGUGGUAGUAUUGACAGGUUGCGGGAGACAUGUCUUGGUGAGACUGGAUUGACAGCUCCUCGACCUCAGUGGGAAACAGACCCAUAUGGUCCACAUGUAGGGUUGGAGUAUGUGAAGGAAUGGUAUGCAGAGAUGAAGGUUAGCAAAGGGUGGGAGGUCCAGUAG
Messenger RNA from Penicillium cinerascens, 4080 nucleotides. RefSeq lists its product as uncharacterized. Gene Ontology annotation, molecular function: 5-oxoprolinase (ATP-hydrolyzing) activity. NCBI's taxonomy places the organism in Eukaryota, Fungi, Ascomycota, Eurotiomycetes, Eurotiales, Aspergillaceae. Gene Ontology annotation, cellular component: cytosol. Gene Ontology annotation, biological process: glutathione metabolic process. The coding region runs from base 1 to 4080 and encodes 1359 amino acids. The transcript has a single exon. The record is from RefSeq and is a predicted model, not a curated record.